Messenger RNA from Amphibalanus amphitrite, 1243 nucleotides. RefSeq names its product CLIP domain-containing serine protease 14D-like. The transcript is spliced from 6 exons. The coding region runs from base 102 to 980 and encodes 292 amino acids. The record is from RefSeq and is a predicted model, not a curated record. Gene Ontology annotation, biological process: proteolysis. Gene Ontology annotation, molecular function: serine-type endopeptidase activity. NCBI's taxonomy places the organism in Eukaryota, Metazoa, Arthropoda, Thecostraca, Balanomorpha, Balanidae.
UAACGCUGUCACCGGUCACGUUCAGUCUAUCUAGGGGCUCACGCUUUGAAAGCCUCUGUGGGCAGCCGAGCUGUAAAGCUGACCUCAUACGGAUAAUAUCGAUGAGGCGGCAGGCGCUGUUGGCCCUGCUGUGCUCACUGACGCUCAUCAGUGGCCAGCGAGCCAGACAGGGAACAGGGACAAACAGCCGGAACGGCAGUCGGCCAUGCGGGAUUGUCAGCAACGCCAGCCGGCCACACCCCUGGAUAGCUCGUUUGGGAUACUGGAAGUUCGAAGCGAGCAACAACUCUGGUCGGCCGACGUACACGCUGAAGUGGCUCUGUGGCGGCAGUCUGGUCACCAGGACGAUGGUGGUGACGGCAGCACACUGCGUGGCAGGCGCAGUCAGGGAAGGCCGCCACCUGUUGGUUCGUCUGGGAGAGAUGGACACCAUCCGGCGCAGCGGCUGUGAGCAGGACAUCUACGUCUCCAACAUCGUGCUGCACCCCGGCUACAGCACCAACAGCCAGUCGCACCACGACGACAUCGCCGUGCUGCACCUGCGUCGGUCGGCCACGCUCGGGCCGUGCGUGGGGACCAUCUGCCUGCCGGCCCCGGGCGCCGAGCCGACCCCCGGCCAGCAGGUCCGACUCGCCGGCUGGGGCCUGGUGGCCUUCAACAGCGAUGAGACGGCCAAACAGCUGAAGAACCCUUCUCGGGAGGUUCUGCCACUAAGCAGCUGCUCCAGCGCCUACCCAUCAUACCUUCUAAACGCCUUCUACCCAGGCGGUCUCGGGACGAAUAAGAUAUGCGUCGCCUCUGGACAAAACAUACCUAUCUGCAAGGGCGACUCGGGCGGCCCUGUGGUGUGGUUCAUGCCCGGCCCGCGGCGCUACCUCCUGGUCGGAGUGAUAUCGGUGGGGAUCGGCUGCGGCGCCGACCACCCGGGCAUCAACAUCAGGGUGGCGCCCUACGUCCAGUGGAUCCUCGCCAACCGAUGACCGUGGCCCUGUCUGCCUCUUUAUGUGAAUGUGGACAAAUUACACUGAUCCCGAAGUUGUGUUUCAUUUCAGAGGCUUGAAUAAGUCGAUAGUAUAAGUGAAAUACCCUUCAUCUUUGACGUCAGAUGACGCAGAAGUCUUUUGCAAUUUUGCAUCAUAUCAAACAUAUCAGCUCAUUCGGGAUAUCAAACAUGUUGACUUGGCCAUGGGUCCUGCCAAUGUUCCUCUGUGAUCAAUAAAGAUGAACUUUAUCAAGGGCUCUU